Molecule: messenger RNA, 5673 nt
Organism: Labeo rohita (rohu)
Lineage: Eukaryota; Metazoa; Chordata; Actinopteri; Cypriniformes; Cyprinidae
Gene: gabbr1b
Product: gamma-aminobutyric acid (GABA) B receptor, 1b
Exons: 24
Coding region: 860-3850 (996 amino acids)
Biological process (GO): G protein-coupled receptor signaling pathway; gamma-aminobutyric acid signaling pathway
Cellular component (GO): G protein-coupled receptor heterodimeric complex; membrane
Molecular function (GO): G protein-coupled GABA receptor activity
Source: RefSeq, a predicted model, not a curated record
UAUUCACCGGCGGUGUCUUCAUGUAGUGUGCAGACUGCACACUACAGACUGCAGAUGAGAGAGAGGAGCACUGCCCUGUGACGUCGUGAGAGAGCGAGGGACAGUACAGGGAGCGAGAGGAAGGAGAGGGAGGCUCCGCGAGUCGUCGUCGUCCGUCGUCCGUGUGUAGCUACCGUGUUUCUUUUUUGCCGAUAUUACAUCAUACAUAUUCAGUCCCGACUGGCUUCCACAGAGGAUACUCUCAUGAGCCGUUUAAUUCCCAUCGACAUUUGGUAUUUGUUUUUUACCCGCAAGUCUUUUAGGCGAAGGAAUCAUGGCAAGUACGCUACCGUCUGAUGUUCGUACGAUUUGCAAAAAAACGACAGUCGGACGUUUGUAAACAAUAGUGCGUAAACGUUUACGUCUAAUCCAACUCGCAAUCGCUUCUUUUUUGCGUGUGCGCUUCAUUGUAUUUGUUGUCAGUCGUUGUAAUCGAGCAAUACAUCUACGCGAAGCACAACCUAUAUCUUGUUUUCUAAUUACUAUAAUUAUUUUCUUAAUUUUUAAAACAUCAGACUGUUAUUCAAUCACCCGAAUAUUUAAAAGCAAUUGUGCAAGGUUAAUCUCGCACACAAGCGACGCACGCAAUAUUAAUCGUACAAGAGCAAUUUCACACGCACGGAGACAGUUGGUGGUUGAAGUUUAAUACGAAGCUGUGCGUAGUGAACGCCUAGCGAGAGCAAUUAAAAGAGCAUAUUUAUUUACCUGUCGUCUUACUAGUACGCACACGUACACACGCACACGUUGGCUUUAUCAAGCAUCCCUCAAGGACCAUCUCCACAAACCGUUCCCCAAAGAGCCUGCACGACGCAGUGGAAGAAUGGCCCUCUCGUUUAUUCUAUCGCUUCUCCUCGGGUCGUUUUCCCUCGCCGUGGCCUCACGUAAUACGACUGCAGGUUGUACUAUUAUUCGCCCGCCAAGAGACGGAGGGAUCAGAUACAGAGGUCUGACACAGGAACAGAUCCGCAGUGUUCAGGUGUUGCCGGUGGAUUAUGAGAUUGAGUAUAUCUGCAGAGGGAACAGAGUGAUCGUGGGACCAAAGGUCAGGAAGUGCCUCCCUGACGGUACAUGGACUGACGUGAACCAGCACAGCAAAUGCUUGCUGCCAUGUGCGCGGGUGUGGACGUCUCUGGAGAACGGCCGUGUGACGGUUCACCCUCCAGGCCCAGCGGUGGAGGGCACGAUUCUGCACUACAGCUGUCUGGAGGGCUUCAUCCUGGUGGGAAGGAACAGCACUCAGUGUACUAAGCUGGGCAAAUGGGACUCACCAAAACCUGUCUGCCACUAUGACAGACAUUAUACAGGCAAGAAGAAGCUUUACAUCGGAGCCCUGUUCCCGAUGAGCGGCGGAUGGCCCGGCGGCCAGGCUUGUCUCCCUGCUGCCCAAAUGGCCCUGGAUCUGGUGAACAAGAGAACGGAUAUUCUUCCGGAUUAUGAGCUUGAGUUAAUCUACUAUGACAGUAUGUGUGAUCCAGGUGAGGCCACAAAGCUGCUGUAUGACCUGCUGUACACAGAGCCCAUAAAGAUCGUCCUGAUGCCGGGCUGCAGCUCUGUGUCCACGCUGGUGGCCGAGGCCGCGCGCAUGUGGAACCUCAUAGUGUUGUCCUACGGAUCCAGUUCACCAGCACUCUCCAACCGUCAGCGAUUCCCCACCUUCUUCCGCACGCACCCCUCAGCCACAUUGCACAACCCCACCCGAGUGCAACUCUUCCAGAAGUGGAAGUGGACCAAGAUCGCCACCAUCCAGCAGACCACUGAAGUCUUCACUUCUACUCUGGAUGAUCUAGAACAGAGGGUGAAGGAGGCAGGCAUUGAGAUCAGCGUGAGGCAAAGUUUCCUCACGGAUCCUGCUGUGGCCGUCAAGAACCUCAAGAGGCAAGAUGCUCGCAUCAUCGUGGGCCUGUUUUACGAAACAGAAGCCAGGAAAGUGUUUUGUGAGGUCUAUAAGGAGAGGCUGUAUGGGAAAAAGUAUGUGUGGUUUCUGAUUGGCUGGUACGCUGACAACUGGUUCAAGAUCAAAGACCCAUCCAUCAACUGCACUGUGGAGCAGAUGACAGAAGCUGUGGAGGGUCAUGUGACCACUGAGAUAGUCAUGCUCAAUCCAGAGACGGUGCGAGGGGCCUCUAACCUGACCUCGCAGGAGUUUCUAACACAGCUGAUGUCCAAGCUGGGUGGGAAGAAUCCAGAGGAAACCGGAGGGUUUCAGGAAGCUCCUCUGGCGUAUGAUGCGAUUUGGGCCCUGGCUCUGGCUCUCAAUAAGACAGUGGGGCCUUUGAAGGCGAAGGGACGGAGAUUGGAAGAUUUUAAUUACAAUAACAAGGACAUUACUGCGGAGAUCUACCGAGCCCUCAACACCAGCUCCUUCGAGGGGGUUUCGGGUCAUGUGGUGUUUGACGCCCAGGGCUCCAGAAUGGCAUGGACCCUCAUCGAACAGCUGCAAGGAGGAAGCUACAAGAAGAUUGGAUACUUUGAUAUGACCAAAGGCAAUCUCUCUUGGUAUGGGAAUGACAGGUGGAUAGGCUCAGGUCCACCUGCUGACCAGACGGUGGUGAUUCAGAAGUUCAGAUACCUGUCACAAAAACUCUUCGUCUCUGUGUCUGUUUUCGCUGGCUUGGGCAUUUUAAUGGGGAUCGUUUGCCUCACCUUUAACAUCUACAACAGCAACGUCAGGUACAUUCAAAACUCCCAGCCGUACCUGAAUAACAUGACAGCAGUGGGCUGUAUGAUGGCUCUGGCCGCGGUUUUUCCUCUGGGAAUUGACGGACUGCAUGUAGACAACCCUCAGUUUCCUGUGGUUUGUCAGUUCCGUUUGUGGCUGCUUGGACUUGGCUUCAGUUUGGCCUAUGGAAGUAUGUUCACGAAGAUCUGGUGGGUUCACACUGUGUUCACAAAGAAGGAUGAGAAAAAAGACAAAAGGAAGCAGCACCUGGAGCCCUGGAAGCUGUACGCCACCGUUGGAGUCCUGCUGGUUAUCGACAUCUUGUCCCUUAUGAUUUGGCAGAUUGCGGAUCCCCUGCACAUGACAGUGGAGAAGUUCACUAAAGAAGCGCCUAAAGAGGACGUGGAUCAGUUGAUCGAGCCUCUGCUGCAGCACUGCAGUUCAGAGAAGAUGAACACAUGGCUCGGUGUCGUUUAUGGCUAUAAGGGCUUGCUGCUGCUUCUGGGUAUUUUUCUGGCUUACGAAACCAAAUCUGUGUCCACUGAAAAAAUAAACGAUCAUCGAGCUGUUGGGAUGGCCAUCUACAACGUCUCCGUGUUGUGUAUGAUAACGGCUCCCGUCACCAUGAUUCUGUCAUCUAAGCAGGACGCCUCUUUCGCCUUCGCCUCGUUGGCCAUCAUCUUCUCCGUCUACAUCACUCUGGUUGUCCUCUUCGUCCCUAAGAUGCGGAGGCUUAUCACUCGUGGUGAGUGGCAGUCAGACCAGCAGGAGACCAUGAAGACCGGCUCAUCCACAAACAACAACGAUGAAGAGAAAUCCCGCCAGCUGGAGAGAGAGAACAAAGAGCUGCAGAAGAUCAUCCAGGAGAAAGAAGAACGUGUAUCAGAGCUGAGAAACCAGCUGUCAGAGCGACAGGCCCUGCGCUCCAGGAAACGCCCGACCUCCUCCAAUCAGAACCACAGCUCUCCAUCUCUCCCCACUCCUCAGAACGAUCCCAAAUCUCUCCUCCCGCCACCAGGAUACCCCCUCCCGUCCUCCGACAACCACUCCCUCCCUCCCACCUUCUCCAACUCAUCCACCCUCUACCAGCCCGACGGCAAGAUCAAUCGCAACAACUGCCACCCCGGCCGACUGCAGCUCCUCUACAAGUGAAACUUGAGGAACUGAGAUAAAACUGAAAAGGGGGAAGAAAAAUAAGCUACCUUGAUUCUCAGCCCACAAUUUUCCCCAUCUCCGCCCAGCAGACGGCCUUGUUUGUUUCUUUUGCUUCCGACACUUGCUGUGAUUCAUGGGAGGUUAUACACAGGAGGCUUGAGAAUCUGGUUUUGAUUGCAUCACACAUGCUGUGAGCCAUUACACCGUUUCAAUGAGUAACCCUCAGCUGUUUUUGACUCAGAAAAUUGAGGAUGAACAAUGACAAGCUAAAAAUGUCCUUAUAAAAACAUUGUGAAUUACACUAUAUGUUCUUUGAAAUUAAUUAUAUUUAGGAAUCUAUCAUAUUUCCGACAAUCCAAUCAGGUUACCUAAAUACAGGCCAUGUCUGCUGGCAUCGGUGCUGUCAGUAAGAGAGAACUCUGAUUGGCUGUUAAUAUAACAUAAAUGAUGUCUCUUACUGAAAUAUGUAGUAGAAAACCCAUGAAAGAUUUACGUUAUUUAAAAAAUGCACGUUGUUCUGUACAUAUUUUGGACUAUGGGGGGCACCAUUAUUCUGAUGAUGUGAAAUGGUCGUACUCGAUGAGCAACUGGCGCUACCUGUUGCUAUUUUUACCGCAGCACAUCUCGGAAUAUAAAAUGCUAAUACAAUGACCACAGCUACUGAAAGAGCUUAUAGGUGGUGAUCAGUGAUGGGAAUAACGGUGUUAUAAAAUACUAAUAGCAUUACUUUUUUUAGUAAUGAGUAAUCAAACGAAUUUCCCCCGUUACAACGCCAUUACUGUUACUAACAAUAAAAUGUGCUGUUACUAUAAUUGAGCCCACUAAAGCAGUUUUCAUCUGAGUAGGCUCUCUCUCAGCCAUGUGACCUAAAAAGCUGUGCAUCGCAUCGAGUUGCGUUCUUCUUCUUAGGUAAAUUCAAGAUAACUCCUCUCAGCCCGUCUUCUUCUGGAAACGAAAAGUAGCCUGAUGAAUGUUCAAAUUUGUUUACAGAGGUUAUCUACAUGUUCGCACAUCUCAGGUGGAUGUUUAACAUUUGAAAAGCAGAGCCGCUCAUGGGCAUCAUUACAUUGGAGAUAAUAAGGUUAGAUGGGAAAAACUGGAGCGUCGCUAUCUUACGGAUGACUUUAUCAGACAAUAUUUGUUUUCGACAUGACUUUAAUUUAAAGUAGACAUUUCAAGCUUUCUAUACAUAUAUUUCUUAUGUCUGUAGGUAUUCGCUGAGAUUCAGGUUGUUUUAUUUACAUGUCUGUGAAGAGAGGUAAAGGAGACCGAGACGGCAGAGAACGCACCCUGUUUAUUUUCUUUAUUUUACAAAAGCACAUUGUUUUGUUGUUAUUGUAACUAUACACAAAUAAAAGUUGACCCUUUGCAGUUUUAAACAAUACCUUAUUCUUAUCUGUGGGAUGUGUAUCAUGUCCGCGGGUUGAAGCAACCCCAAUAACGUAAUAUUUAGCCCCUUGUAAGGUGUCUCUCCUGUUGUCCCACAGCAACAUUCAAAUAGUGUAGAUUAGUGUACAAUGUUUUACUCAUUUAACAUAUUUAAUAUUGGGGGCAUCUAAGUUAUUUGACAUAUUUGAACAUUUUUUUAGUUACUUUUAUGAUGAUGUAACUAGUAACUAUAACUAAUGACUUUUUAGAGUAACACGCCCAAGACUGGUGGCGAUGGAUAUAAUAGGUUUAAACCAAAUGCCAUGCCAUCAAUUUUUCUCAAAAGGAGUCUAAAUGCCCCAGAUAUCAAGUGAAAUCCCCACAUCUAGCAUUUCUUGUCUCUGUCAUUUGUAAGCUCUUUCAGUAGCUGUGGUCGAAGUGUAGAGAACAAA